CUCGGACCGUCGCCCGACUCGUCCCCGGCCGCCGCAACGCAGCGCUCCCCAUGGCCUCCUCCUCCUCCUCCCCCUCGCCGGCGACGGCCGCGGCCAGGAAGCGCGCGCUGACGGAGCAGCGGUUCUCGGAGCUCGCCCCGGCCCUGUCCCCGGAGGUGGUCGAGGCCCUGGACCGCGGCGGCUUCCGGCGGUGCACGCCGGUGCAGGCGGCGACCAUCCCGCUGCUGCUGACGCACAAGGACGUGGCCGUCGACGCCGCCACCGGCUCCGGCAAGACCCUCGCCUUCGUCGUCCCCGUCGUCGAGAUGCUCCGCCGCCUCCCCUCGCCCCCCAAGCCCCACCAGGUCCUUGCCAUCAUCAUCUCUCCGACGAGAGAAUUGUCGUCGCAGAUAUACAAUGUGGCGCAGCCCUUCUUCGCGACGCUGAAGGGCGUGUCCUCCAUUCUACUGGUUGGUGGGCUGGACAUUCAGUUGGAGCUCAAGAAAGUGGAGGAAGAGGGCGCAAACAUACUCGUGGGCACUCCCGGGAAGCUGUUCGACAUAAUGGAGCGCCUGGACACUCUGGAGUACAAGCAUCUCGAGAUUCUGAUCCUGGAUGAGGCUGACAGGCUCUUGGAUAUGGGCUUUCAGAAGCAGGUUACCUCAAUUAUUUCAAAGUUGCCAAAGCUGAGGAGAACUGGCCUUUUCUCGGCUACCCAGACAGAGGCAGUCGAGGAGCUUGCAAAAGCGGGGUUGAGGAAUCCUGUGAGGGUCCAAGUUAAGACAGAGGCGAAGGAUGCUGCUCGGCAAGAUCUUGGUCCAUCCAAGACGCCGCUGGGGCUCCGGUUGGAGUAUAUGAUAUGUGAACCAGCAAAGAAGUCAUCACAGCUUGUUGAUUUCCUUGUGCAAAACACUGGAAAGAAAAUCAUGGUCUACUUUGCAACAUGUGCUUGUGUAGAUUAUUGGUCUGUUGUUCUUCCAAUGCUGAACUUACUUAAAGGUUCUCCAGUGAUAGCUUACCAUGGGAAGAUGAAACAGGGCCCACGUGAGAAAGCUCUGGCAUCAUUUUCUGCUCUUUCAAGUGGCAUUUUAGUCUGCACUGAUGUUGCAGCAAGGGGUCUUGACAUACCACAUGUUGAUCUAAUUGUGCAGUAUGAUCCACCUCAAGAUCCCAAUGUGUUCGUACAUAGAGCAGGUCGUACUGCCCGCUAUGAUCAAGAAGGAGAUGCUAUCGUGUUUCUCUUACCGACGGAGGAUGCUUACGUUGAAUUUUUAAAGCUUCGAGGUGUUCCUCUCGUGGAAAGGGAGUGUUCCCCAGAUAUUGUAGAUAUUGUGCCACAGAUUAGAGCAGCUGCAUUGGAAGAUCGUAAUAUCAUGGAAAAAGGGCUUCGAGCUUUUGUCUCAUUUGUUCGGUCAUACAAGGAGCAUCACUGCUCGUUCAUUUUCAGGUGGAAAGGGCUUGAAGUUGGAAAGCUGGCCAUGGAGUAUGGAUUACUCCAGAUCCCAUCCAUGCCAGAAGUGAAGCACAAUAAUCUUUCACUAAAGGGAUUUUUUCCACUUGGCAACAUCGAUUUUUCACAAAUCAAGUUCAAGGAUAAAACUCGAGAGAAACAGCGCCAGAAGGCAUUGAAAAGAAAAGCUGAAGAACUAGCAAAUGAGCCGCCAGUCCCAGAGAAGAGGGUACCUCGGGAGAGGCCCGAUAAGCCGAAGCGCAAGCAGACGGGCAAGCAGCGCCAGACAAUCCAGACAAAGGAGGACAUGGAUGAGCUGACAAACGAGUACCGCCUCCUGAAGAAGCUGAAGCGUGGAGUGAUCGAUGAAGACGAGUACGAGAAGCUCACUGGGUUUGGAGGCUCAGACGGUGAAGGCUCGGACGGGGACGCGGCCGGCAAGGGCAAAGGGAAGGAGAGGCGCAGCAAGGAGCAGAAGAAACUCAAGCAGAGAGGAGGAAAGACAGGAGGCAGGAGAUUUGAAGUAAAGAGUAAACUGAAGAGCAAGAGAAGAUGAAAAUGUAUGCGCAUCUUUGGAAGAGAUUUUGCCAGUUUAGUUCGUUUUUUCGGUUCAUGGUGAAAUUUUCACCGGAGAAGAAACAUGCCUUGUGCCAGUGUAGCUUUGCGUAGUUUAGUGCGAGGCGGUUUUCAUGUUCACACGAAAAUGAAAUCUUGGCGCGGCAUUUUAUCUUGUGUGUCAUUCGAAACAAAAAAUAGAAGGGAUCUUGUGUGUCA
This is a messenger RNA of Triticum dicoccoides, 2203 nucleotides long. RefSeq names its product DEAD-box ATP-dependent RNA helicase 18-like. The record is from RefSeq and is a predicted model, not a curated record. Gene Ontology annotation, molecular function: RNA helicase activity; nucleic acid binding; ATP binding. The transcript has 10 exons. Gene Ontology annotation, cellular component: cytosol. Bases 51 to 1985 code for a protein of 644 amino acids. Lineage: Eukaryota; Viridiplantae; Streptophyta; Magnoliopsida; Poales; Poaceae.